CAGAAAUUUGUCGAUUUGUAUCAUAAAGGCGGAUUGAAACUGGAAAAAGCAUUUGUUUGUCUUAUAAACAACAGUACUAGGGAUGGGAGAUAAUAUCGAUAUUUUUUCGGUGUCGAUUAAUGACUAUUGAAUUUUGAGCAGACAUACAAAAAGUAGCAAUCACUGAAAAAACCCUAUUAGGUUGAAAAUUAAACCAGACAUUCGGGUGUGCAUUUGAUACCUUCAUAUACGGCCUUAUAAAGGUACUAGAUCUGAUUUAGGUUGGGGCCUAACUAUCGAAUUUUGUCUCCAUGUAUUAUUUGUUGUGUUGCAUCUUUGGCUUCAAACUUUUGACAAAUGACAUUCCGGUGUUUUGAGGUUAUAUUUUGACAUGCGAAGAAACGGCGAACAGCGUGCAUUCUGCAUUGUUUGUCGUAUUCCUAAAGGCUUUUAUUAAAAGAUGUUGCGUAGGCAAGCUCGCCUCAGGCGAGAAUAUUUGUACAGAAAAACAGUAGAGGAUAGACAGAAAUCAAUACAAGAAAAGAAAGACCGCGUCAAAAAGAGCCUAGAGCAGAAUAUUCCAAUACACGGUGAUAUCCAGAAAAAGGCACUACACUAUGUAAAUAAAUUAGAAUGGGAGGAUUGUGGACCUGAAGCCUCAGCUCUUAUAGGAGGAGUAAGUGGCGGUACAGUAGCAGACUCGAUUGACGAUGAAUACCGUUAUGCAGGUGUUGAAGAUCCAAAAAUAAUCAUAACCACGUCUAGAGAUCCUAGCUCCAGAUUGAAGAUGUUUGUAAAAGAGCUACGAUUGAUCUUCCCCAAUGCGCAAAGAAUGAAUCGUGGUAACUACGAGAUGAAACAACUAAUGCAUGCUUGCAGAGCCAAUGAUGUCACAGAUUUCAUAAUCGUCCAUGAGCAUAGAGGAGUUCCAGAUGGACUGGUGAUCUGCCACUUGCCCUAUGGACCUACAGCAUACUUCAGUAUGUCAGAUGUUGUGAUGAGGCAUGAUAUUCCUGAUAUAGGUACUAUGUCAGAACAGUAUCCACAUUUGGUUUUUCAUAAUUUUAAGACAAAGUUGGGAGAACGGGUGAUGAGUAUUUUGAAGUAUCUGUUUCCAGUGCCGAAGGAGGAUUCAAAAAGGGUGAUCACACUUGCAAACCAUGAUGAUCACAUUAGUUUCAGGAACCAUACAUACAAAAUUGUAGAUAAACAGGUUGAACUAAGCGAGUUGGGACCUAGAUUCCAGUUGAAAUUGUACGAGAUAAAAUUAGGCACCUUGGAUACUGUGGAUUCUGCUGAAACAGAAUGGGCGCUUAGACCUUACAUGAACACAACAGUGAAGAGAAGAUUUCUUAGUGAUGAAGAUGGGUGGAAGCAAGAUGAUGAUGAAGAUGUUGAUUAAAUAUUUUUAUAUCUUUUAUAAUAAAAUGCAAAAAAUGUAAUUGAAGUGCCUAUUAUUUAACAUACUUCUUUGAAUAAAUUAUUGAUAUC
Messenger RNA from Acanthoscelides obtectus, 1470 nucleotides. NCBI's taxonomy places the organism in Eukaryota, Metazoa, Arthropoda, Insecta, Coleoptera, Chrysomelidae. The record is from the annotation of a GenBank genome assembly.